Molecule: messenger RNA, 1017 nt
Organism: Linum tenue
Lineage: Eukaryota; Viridiplantae; Streptophyta; Magnoliopsida; Malpighiales; Linaceae
Source: the annotation of a GenBank genome assembly
AUGGCGAUUCCCUCAACAACACGCUUCCUUCCCCACAUUCUCAUCCUCUGCACUCUGCUUCAUUUGGGCUCCUCUGCCUCCAGAUCGCUCAAUGCCGCCGACCAAACUGCCGGGAGUAGCGACGACGAUACGGCGUUUCAGUAUCACAAUGGCGCUCUUCUCACCGGCAAGAUCGCCGUCAAUCUCAUCUGGUACGGGAAAUUCAAGCCAUCCCAGCGCGCCAUCGUCUCCGAUUUCGUCGCUUCCCUCACCUCCCCUGCAUCUUCCUCUUCCUCCAAGCAGCAGCAGCCUUCCGUCGGGAGCUGGUGGAAAUCCACAGAGAAAUACUACCACCUCAUCAAAUCUACCACCAAACACUCUUCUUCUUCUUCGCUCUCGCUGUCUCUGACCACCCAGAUCCUCGACGAGAGUUACUCCAUGGGGAAAUCCCUCUCCUCCAAGCAAAUCGUGCAAUUGGCAUCAAAAGGCGCCCAAUCCAACGCCAUCAACGUGGUUCUGACUUCCUCUGACGUCGCCGUGGAAGGGUUCUGCUCCAGCAAGUGCGGAACCCACGGAUCUUCUUUCAGCACUGCUGCUACCCGGAAAAUCAGUGGCGGGGAGAAGAAGGUGUCCAAGUUUGCUUACAUAUGGGUAGGGAACUCGGAGAAGCAGUGUCCAGGGCAAUGCGCGUGGCCGUUCCACCAGCCAAUCUACGGCCCGCAGUCCCUUCCACUCGUUUCCCCGAACAACGACGUCGGAAUGGACGGGAUCAUCAUCAAUCUGGCCGGUCUCCUGGCCGGAACCGCGACCAACCCGUUUGGGAACGGGUACUUCCAGGGUCCCAAAGAGGCGCCAUUGGAGGCUGCAUCCGCCUGCACCGGUGUCUAUGGAAAGGGAGCCUAUCCGGGAUACGCCGGGGAGCUUUUGCUGGAUUCCACCACCGGGGCGAGCUACAAUGCCAAUGGAGUGAACGCAAGGAAGUACCUGCUCCCUGCCCUCUUCGACCCCGCUUCCGCGGCUUGUUCUACUCUCGUCUGA